Messenger RNA from Mytilinidion resinicola, 1024 nucleotides. RefSeq lists its product as uncharacterized. Lineage: Eukaryota; Fungi; Ascomycota; Dothideomycetes; Mytilinidiales; Mytilinidiaceae. The transcript has a single exon. Bases 282 to 890 code for a protein of 202 amino acids. The record is from RefSeq and is a predicted model, not a curated record.
CAGUAGAGGUGCUGUAUGCCAAGAAUACCUUCUCCUUCUCCCACCGAUUCCACGAGGGAUGCUCCUCCAAGGUCGCUGCAUCCUGGCUGGCGGACAGACCGACGCCCGCACUCGCCAACCUGCGCGCCGUGGAGCUAUCCGUGACGAGGCACGAUCGCCUGAGCCCCGCCGUAACGAAUGCCGAGUAGUUCAGGCUCUGUCGUACGCUUGGAAGCGAGCUCAAGCUCCGACAUCUCGGUCUCAACUUGGUGGGCACGCCCACAUUCUCCCCUCCCGAACAGAUGCGUGUGUUCCACCCAAGGCCCCCUGGCCCUUCAGCGGAGGACUGGGUCCCUAUCCUUCUUGAUCGCAUGCGAGGCCUUGAGAGCGUGACUAUCCAGCUUCGUGUACAUCAUCUUAUUGAUGCCAACAAGGUAGUGGAGCUCUUGACUAAGUUGAGGACCGGCCUGCUGAAGGAUGGCGCAAAGCUAGGCAGCAAAGGGAUUGUCGUCGGAAGAGGCCGCGGUGUGUGGCAGAUCGCUGCUUGUACCGAGUCUGCCGAUGGACAUUCUGUAUUCGAGACGAAGGAGGUGGAGACGAAGCCAGUGGAGACAAAAUCGGUGGUUCAUAGUAGGUCUAACGAUCAACAGCCAGAGGAUAUGGACGAAGACAUGGACACAGUUAGCAAUGCAACUACCGCUGGAGGAAUGGAGGAUGAGGGAGAAGCAGUGGCUAACUCGCCGCCACCACCGGUGAAAUUCGUACGGGACGCUUUCGGCGCCGCAGUCGACCUAGAAUGCACAUACGGCUUGAGCAAUGAAGACUCUUCUGAUAUGGAAGACGUCUACACAGAGAGGGAUGACCUGGAGUGUGUUAUGCAAUACGUCAACAGCAUGGUUGGUGUAACCUAGCUGCUUGUCUUUCCACUUCCUUGCUCCUUACUGAUGGAUAUCCAUACCUAUUCGAGAUGGCGACGAUAACGGUGUGGGCAGACCCUUGGAUAAGAUGUCUUACAACGCCUCAAGCGGCAACCAAGAGCCUAGGG